Molecule: messenger RNA, 681 nt
Organism: Capsaspora owczarzaki ATCC 30864
Lineage: Eukaryota; Filasterea; Ministeriida; Capsasporidae
Product: ATP synthase g subunit
Exons: 2
Coding region: 8-427 (139 amino acids)
Biological process (GO): proton motive force-driven ATP synthesis
Molecular function (GO): proton transmembrane transporter activity
Source: RefSeq, a predicted model, not a curated record
CUCAGAAAUGCGGCUCAGAGCUCAGUCCUUCAUCACAGACACACACAGACACCAAAUGGCUGCUGUCCAGAAGCUCGCACAGUUCGGCACUGCCCUCGUCCAAUCGAGUGGCAAGCUCGUCAACACCACCAUCCGCUGCGCUGAGACUGUCGCGCCGCACGUCAAGACCUUCGCCAAGAACGCCAAGGCCGAGCUCCUCCCUCCCCUGCCAGCAGAGUUUGGCGAGGUCUCGCGCGACGCCAGCAAGGUCAUCCACUCGGCCCAAAAACUCUCCUUCCUCAACCUCCCCAUCAAGGAGGCCGUCCAGAAGACCCUUGUCGGCGUUGAGAUUGCUUGCUGGUUCUUUGUCGGCGAGAUUAUUGCCCGUGGCAGCCUUGUCGGCUACGCAGACAAGCACGCCGAUGCCCACCACGACGCCCAUCAUUAACCAAGAGGGGGAAAAAACAACAAAAUAGAUCGUCCUCGUCUCCCGUGAACAACAAUCAACCACCGAGGAGGCGCAACGCGUCUUUGUGCAAGGCAAUGUUGAAUGCUCUGGGAUUGGUGGCUUUGUUUGAGCGGACCGGUGAUUUGAGUUUUUUUUUUGUUUUUUUUUUUUGUUGGUUUGUGUUUGUAUGUUGUGUGUGUGUGUUUGUGUGUGUGCGUGUAUUUGUGAAUGUAGUUAUGACCUCAUCCAACCCA